AUGGCUGAAACUAGUGACCAGGUUGACACCUUCAACAACAAUGCAGGCACGUGUUGCGUUUGUUACAAGAAUGUUGAAAUCUACAGCAUUGGAAUGUGCGAGCAUCCCGUUUGUUAUGAGUGCAGCACGCGAAUGCGAGUGCUUUGCCAGCAGAACGAGUGUCCGAUAUGCCGCCAAGACUUGCCAAAAGUUGUCUUCACCCGUGAAAUAAAACCCUUCCGUCAUAUUCGCAAGGGGAAGCUCUUUGAUGAGCGCUAUAAUAUUUAUUUUGACGAUGAGGAGAUCCAAGAGGAGUUCACCAAACUCCUGGCUCAGGUCUGUACUAUUUGCGAGCCUAAGGAAGUCUUUAGUACGUUCAACAGUCUUAAAGAUCAUAUGAGAAGAAAGCAUGAGCUACAUUAUUGUGAUCUUUGUGUUGAAAAUCUCAAGAUAUUCUCCUUCGAGCGUCGCUGCUACUCUCGAGCGGACUUGGCCCAGCACCGGCGAAAGGGCGACAAAGAUGACAAGAGCCACAAAGGGCACCCUUUAUGCGAAUUUUGCGACUGCAGAUACAUGGACAACGAUGAGUUAUUCCGUCACUUGCGCCGGGACCACUUAUUCUGUCACUUCUGCGACGCGGAUGGCCUGCACCAGUACUACAGUUCCUACGAGUACCUCCGGGAGCAUUUCCGCGCCGAGCACUACCUCUGCGAAGAGGGGACCUGCGCCGCGGAACAGUUCACCAGUGUCUUCCGCAGCGACAUCGACCUGAAAGCUCACAUAGCAACAGCCCACGGAAAGCACCUAGGCAAGCACGCGGCCAAGCAAGCCCGUACUUUAGAACUAGAAUUCGCAUUUGCGCCCCGAGAAAACCGUAAUGGCCGUCAAAGCAGAGCCCUGGGAGGUUCUGGAGUCAGAUCUAACUUUUACGAUCACGGAAUGGGAGGAUCUUCAAGGGAAAACCGCGAAAGAGACAGCCAGGUGGAUGACAGCGAGGUUAAUUGGGUCGAUGAACCCAUCGCUCGGCAGCCGGAUGUCCAAAGCACCGAAGAAUUUCCUUCGCUGAGUAACUCUCAGACUGUAAUUCCUAAUUUCAAUUUAAUGAAGACCAAAGGUCGCGGAAAUUUGACGAUAAGAAGCAUGAUGAAGGGACCAGCGUUAGCUGUCACUGAUGAAAAUUUCCCCGCUCUUGGUCUUGGUCUUAAUCUCGACCCACCAGCAGCUAAUAGCAGCAGCAGCAGCAGUAGCAGCAGAACUGUUAAUUUAAGUGUCUCUAGCAAUAAAAAAGCUGCUCAGCAACGUCCUAAAAGCGCAACGCCUGACGUAUCCAUCCAAGUAAAUCACAACACCAACGGUAGCAUAACUACUCGUGUUUCCGGACCGAAAAUAAGAAUAAGACCUUGUCAAUUAUCAAUGAACUCCCGAGAAUUUCCUGCUUUGGGUCGCGCUGAGCCUACUACUUACACUGCCACUACAAAUGUAGGCCAGUGGACCAAAGUUACUUGCGUAAAACCAGCCAUAAAUAACAAAGUAGCUCCUGCUCCUAAGCUUGAGUCAAAAACUCCCUCACCACCGCCAAUGAAUUGCAACGCUUUUCCUAGUCUGCCCGCGCAGAAGUCGACUCGCGCUAAAAAACAGCAACCCUCUACUAGCUCAAUAUCUUCAGCUUCAGCUUGGAACCAAAAAACCAGCGAAAGCUCGGAUCCCAAUACGGCGGAUGCUGCUAAGAAUAAUUCCAAGAAGAAAAAGAAGAAGAAAAUUAAUAAAGCUGAAGGGGAAUUAAGCGGUUUUUUGGUGGAGAGUAAAGUUAGUGAUAAUAAUUUGGAAAGGUCUAAUUCUAGUGGAAAAAAUGAGACCAAUGAUUUUAGUAAAAGUUCCAAGAAAAAAGCUAGUAAUAAAUCUACGGAAGAAUCGGUUUCGGCAAGUACAACGACGACUACUCCGAGAAAACGCUCGGAAUUAAAAAUAGAAAGCUUGAAUAAAGCUACGAAUGAUUUACAAGUUAGUGAUGAUUUUCCGGAGUUGAAAAAUUCUAAAUCUAAUUCUAAUCCACCGCCGGGAUUUAGCAUAGCUCCACCGCCUCCGGGGUUCGCGGUUAAGUUGAUAAACCGUGAGAUUAAAAAUAAUGAUAAUGGGUUGACUUUUACAAGCAGCUCUGGGGAAAGUUACUCUAUUUUACCUGACAAGUCGACUAAGUUAUUUGCUUACUCUCCGCCGCCUGAUUUUCAAAAGCGCAAUCAAGAUCUUGUGGCGAGAAUAUCAAAAGUUCUAGACCGUCAAGAAUCUAUUGAAGAGUUUCGGUAUGUCAGUGGAUUGUUUAGACAAGAUUUGUGCAGCGCUGAGGAUUAUUAUAGGCACUGCAGAGAUUCUAUGGGGGCUAAAGAGUUUGGGAGUGUCUUCUCGGAGAUGCUGGUCCUUUUGCCGGAUAUUCAGAAGCAAAGAGAACUCUUUGAUGUUCAUAGAAAUGAAGGUGGGAAUAUUAUUCUUUUGGAAGUUUGUCCAACUUGCGAGCAAGUUAUUAAAAUUGGAACUGACGCUAAAGCUCAUUACUCCAGCCAUUCACGUGACAGCCACUUUCCGGCACUAGGAAGCGGUGGAGGGUCGCUGACUUCUAACUCCUGGCGGAAAUUUACAUGA
Molecule: messenger RNA, 2616 nt
Organism: Cotesia congregata
Lineage: Eukaryota; Metazoa; Arthropoda; Insecta; Hymenoptera; Braconidae
Source: the annotation of a GenBank genome assembly